UCUCUCUCUCUCUCUCUCUGUGUGUGUGUGUGUGUCUGUCUAAACCCUCAAACAAAUCAAGAUCAAUCACAGCCGUUCUCUCCCGGGGAUUUCAUGCUGGAGGUCCUCCUUUGAGCGGAGAAAUGGAUCGAGAAUCAUACAACGGAGAAGAAGACGAGCGAGGCAACUUCAUCAGUCCAAAUUCAACGAACCAGAUCCACCGCUCCACCUUCGAGAUCGGAAAAUUCAAAACCUGCUUCGUGCGGGACUUCACAUCCAACAAGAAAUACCUAUUCGCAAUCUGCAUUCCACUUCUCCUCAUUUUCAUCGUCUACUCCGUGGAUCUUCCCCAUAUUUUCCCUACCUUUUCAACUGUCCACGUCAAUUCUCAUGGCAGCAACCGGAUGCAGGAAUCAGAACUGCAAGCCCUCUACCUGUUAAGGAAUCAGCAAUUAGCGCUUUUCAAUCUUUGGAAUCGUACAUUGACCUAUUCAAAGUGCAAUUCUUCGAAUUCAAAUUUGAAUUCCUCUUUGGAUUCGAAUUCGACGCACCAAAUAGAUGAUUGUUCCCCGUCAAUUUCGUUUGAUGAUUUCAGAUCAGCGUUGCUUAAUCAGAUUAAGCUAAAUAAGGAGAUUCAACAGACUUUGCUGUCCGUUCACCAUGCAGGGAACACAUCAGAGUCAGUAGCGGAAAAUGUGGGCCCUGCAUUAGGCAGUUUCAGCCUGAACACAUGCCAGAAAGCUGAUCGAACGGUGGGAAGAACAAUCGAAUGGAAGCCAAAAGCCAACCGAUACCUGUUCACGAUUUGCUUGUCAGGUCAGAUGUCUAACCAUUUGAUAUGCUUACAGAAGCACAUGUUCUUCGCAGCUCUUCUCAACCGCAUACUAGUUUUCCCGAGCCCAAAAUUCGAUUACCAUUACAGUCACAUUAUAGACUUUAAUCAAAUAAACAAAUGCUUUGGAAGGAAGGUUGUCAUAUCCUUUGAAGAAUUUGUGGAAAUAAAGAAGAAUCACUUGCAUAUAGAUAGGUUUAUCUGUUACAUAGCAGUGCCUCCUUGUUUUGUGGACAACGAACAUGUCAAGAGGUUGAAGUCUUUGGGGCUUUCUAUGGGUAAAUUGGAAGCCGCUUGGCCUGAGGAUGCCAAGUCUGAGGAAGCAAAGAAGAGGGUCAUUGGAGAUAUAAUGCCGAAGUUUUCUUGCGAUGAUGAAGUUCUUGCAAUUGGGGAUAUGUUCUAUGCUAAUGUGGAGGAAGAAUGGGUGAUGCAGCCAGGUGGCCCACUUGCUCACAAAUGCCAAACUGUCAUCCAACCAAGUCAGCUUAUUGUCCUUACAGCCCAGCGGUUUGUACAGACUUUCUUGGGAGUGAACUAUAUAGCUUUGCACUUCCGACGACAUGGAUUUUUGAAGUUUUGCAAUGUGAAAAAGGAGAGCUGCUUUUUUCCGGUUCCUCAGGCAGCAGAGUGCAUUCUUCGAGUGGUGGAGAGGGCCAAUGCGCCAGUAAUUUAUCUGUCUACAGAUGCAGCUGAAAGUGAAACUGAUCUUCUACAGGCACUAACCAUGCGGAAUAGCAAGACCAUACCUCUAGUGAAAAGGCCAGGUCACAGCUCCUCGAAAUGGGAUGCAUUGCUGUACAGGAACCACAUCAGUGGGGAUGAUCAGGUUGAAGCCAUGCUGGAUAAGACGAUCUGCGCCAUGUCAAACGUGUUCAUUGGGUCAUCGGGCUCAACAUUCACUGAGGACAUAUUCAGGCUCCGGAAGGACUGGGGAUCAGCAUCGGUUUGUGAUGAGUAUAUGUGCCAAGGCGAGCAACCUGAUUUCAUAGCUGACACGGAAUGAAGAAGAGUGGUCAUGCUUUUGGUGUGCUUUCCUUCUUUUCACAUCAUCAAUUGCUAUGCUACAGAUGGUUGCCUGUAAUAUUUCAAUGUGCAGUUAGUAUAUGUAUAUCAUUCUGUUUUGAGUGA
This is a messenger RNA of Magnolia sinica, 1939 nucleotides long. Its product is annotated as O-fucosyltransferase 36-like. Gene Ontology annotation, molecular function: peptide-O-fucosyltransferase activity. Bases 123 to 1814 code for a protein of 563 amino acids. Lineage: Eukaryota; Viridiplantae; Streptophyta; Magnoliopsida; Magnoliales; Magnoliaceae. The transcript has 3 exons. The record is from RefSeq and is a predicted model, not a curated record. Gene Ontology annotation, biological process: protein O-linked glycosylation via fucose.